Aegilops tauschii subsp. strangulata is the source of this 1110-nucleotide messenger RNA. Its product is annotated as BTB/POZ and MATH domain-containing protein 2-like. The record is from RefSeq and is a predicted model, not a curated record. Gene Ontology annotation, biological process: protein ubiquitination. Gene Ontology annotation, molecular function: protein binding. NCBI's taxonomy places the organism in Eukaryota, Viridiplantae, Streptophyta, Magnoliopsida, Poales, Poaceae.
AUGGGAGUCACGGCCUGCGGGCGCGGCGCCGGCAUGACGGUGCAGGGCUCCCACGUGUUCGAGAUCUCAGGAUACAGCCUGCACGAGAAGCUGCUCGGGGUUUCCAAGACCGUGGAAUCGGCUGUGUUCGACGUCGGCGGUCAUGACUGGCAGAUCACAUUCUACCCGGGAGGAGUCACCCAUGCUCUCCGUGACUACGCCGCUUUGUGCAUCUCCUUACGGAGGAAGAAGAACAACAGUGGCAAGGUGAGGGCAUCCAUUGAGUUCAGUCUGGUGGAUGUCACCGGAUCUUCACCCCCGCAUACAACGACAAUGGAGCUCGAUUGCGGCAGUGACUCGAUCGGCGCCUUCACCGCAGAAAAAGCGUUCAAGAAGAGGAGCGAGCUGGAGGCGCCGCCAUACCUUCGGGACGAUCGCAUCAUCAUUCGGUGCGUCAUCACUCUUUACAAGGAAUCGUCUUUCGUCCAAUCUCCUUUGGAGGUGCCGCCGUCCGACAUCACGGAGCAUCUCCGGAAACUGUGGCAGGGCAAAGACGGCGCAGACGUGGUUUUCGAGGUUGAAGGUGAGGAUUUUCCUGCCCACAAGACUAUACUCGCGAUGCGCUCGCCGGUCUUCAAAGCGGAGCUCUAUGGCGCCAUGAGAGAAAAGGACAUGAAUCGCAUUACAAUCGCUGACAUGCAACCCUCUGUCUUUGAGGCCCUGCUCUAUUUCAUAUACACCGACUCACUACCCACCAACAUGGAUGCUCUUGGCCGCGAAGACUAUCAAGAGACAAUUAGGCAUUUGCUUGUCGCCGCGGACCGGUAUGCCAUGGAAAGACUGAAGAUGAUGUGUGAAAGCAUUAUUUGUGAUAACAUUGAUGUGAAGACCGUGAUUACCACACUAGCUUUGGCUGAUCAGCAUCGUUGCGGGCGGUUGAGUGAUGCUUGCAUUCAGUUUAUUGCCUCUUUGGAUACAACGGAAAUGAAUGAUGUGAUAGCGAGCCAAGGGUACGCUGAGCUCAAGGUAACAUGUCCUAAUCUGGAUGUACUGGAGCUCUGGGAGAAGACAUAUAGGCUCCGCAAUUCAAAGUCUUCGGUUCACAUUGGUAGUUUAGUUACACAAAUAUAG